Messenger RNA from Mucor mucedo, 444 nucleotides. RefSeq lists its product as uncharacterized. NCBI's taxonomy places the organism in Eukaryota, Fungi, Mucoromycota, Mucoromycetes, Mucorales, Mucoraceae. The transcript is spliced from 2 exons. The record is from RefSeq and is a predicted model, not a curated record. Bases 1 to 444 code for a protein of 147 amino acids.
AUGAAACUAAGAGGAAAGACUCUGAUCUAUUGGCGAAGCAUCCUGCCAAUCCCUACCGAUAUCAUUAUGAUGAAAUCUAUAGGUGCACAAUUCUUUGAGCUUUCACUAACGAUAAGGAUGAGUUUGUUUUUUAAAAUUUGGUGUCUUACCUCUGUGAGAAAUAUAUUGUCGCUCAGAAGAGCAUUACUUUUGAAUUAUAAGAAGCUCAAAGCGCUUGCUAGAAUCUGCGAAGUUGAUUCGAUCCAAUUCUCGGCCUCAAACUCAACAGAUGUGCAAUGCAGAUCAGACUCAGCAGAAACUGAUCACAAUGAAUCGGAGCGUGUGGGUUUAGACUGGAAACAGGAGAGAUUACGAAGGCUUCACAAAUCAAUUGUAGAUGUCCGGAAGAUAGGGUUUGACGAUAAUGUACUGACUUUGAAUGACUGGGAGGACGUGACUUUUUAA